CCAAUCGCAGGAGGAGCGCGGGGUCUUGCUGUCAGAAAAAGCGCCAAGUGAUAUGAAUCCUGGGUUGCAAUGUAACAUUGUACUCAAAAUUUUGGAUAACUCCUUCAUGAACAUGUGUUAUGCAUUGGAGUGGGUUGAGUAAAAGGCUGAGAGCAAUCGAUCACAUUACCUGAAGACUAAAAUGCCUGGGCUACAGAGUGACUGCACUGUGGCGGCUGCUGCCAGCCCUCUCAAGAAGAGCCGGCUGUCUCUUAAAUUCUUCCAGAAGAAAGAGACAAAACGUGCCUUAGAUUUCUCUGACGCGCUCGUGGAAGAACAGAAGACCACAGAACCGGAGGGACCUGACAUUCCGAAAAAUGACUGUGAUCAGGUGGUCCCGGACCCACACCAACCCCCCACUCUUCCCUGUGAGAGAAGAGAGAACCUCAUGCCAUUUGUUGGCUUGAACAAUCUUGGGAACACCUGUUAUCUGAACAGCGUUCUGCAGGUGCUAUACUACUGCCCUGGGUUUAAAGAUGGCAUUAAGAAGUUGUACAAUUUGUUGUCAAAAAUGAAAGAGACGCUGAAGAACGAUGCUGUAAAAAGUGAGCUGCAGGGUGUUGAGGCAGAUUUGCCAGUGAACAUGGAACUGCUGGGGAGUUUUCACAACCUGAUCCUCUCAGUGGAGCAGCUUCAGUCCAGCUUCCUGCUCAAUCCCGAGAAGCACGGAGACGGAGAUCUCGCCACCCCGCCACGCAGACUGCUCAACGUACUCCGACAGCUGAACCCUAUGUAUGAGGGAUACUUACAGCAUGAUGCCCAAGAGGUGCUCCAGUGCAUUCUUGGAUACAUUCAGGAAGCUUGUGAGACCAUAAAGGAGGAGCACAAGAGUGACGUUUCUGCUGAACAGCCUCAGGCUACAGAAGAGCAGCCUCGGGAUACAGACGAGCAGCCUCAGCAUCUGCAGGCAGAGGGAGCCACAGAACCAGAGACCACCACUCCUGAGGUCACCGGUGGCACGGCUGAGAGUCAGCUAAAGGACCCGGAGCAAGAGGAAAACCUGGAGGGCCAAGUGAAUGGGAAGAGGAAAAGCGACACUGAGGCAGGUAACGCCAAGAAGAAGUCCAAAACCAAAAAAUGCACAGAGAACCCUGGGUAUUUAACCCAAUCAAAGCGCAAGUCCUCCAGCGGCAUCAGCGUGGAGAGCCCCACAGAGGAUGUCAAGGUAAAGGAGGAGAAAGAGGAGGAGGAGGAGGAGAAGAGCAAUCUGGAGGGCAAGGGUGACGGUACCCCAGAAGGGCCAAACAAGAAGAAACGGCGUUCCAGGCUGAGCUGGCUGAAGCCCUCUGGGAAACAGCCCAGCAUCUUCUCCAAGUUCCGCAGCAUGGGCCGGAUCAGCGCCCACGUGGGAGCCAAAGUUGAGGCCGGCCCCGAAGAGGAGAGGGUCGCCCUCCUGUCCUGCAAGGCCGAGGAGGCACCGGCCCAGCCAGUCCAGAAAGCAACAGAGAAGAAAAGAGAAGACAAGGAAGAAGACGCGCACAGCUUGGACCUGAUGGAGCGGAUGUUCCAAGGUCAGCUGGUCCUGCGGACACGUUGUCUGGAGUGCGAGCGCUACACUGAGAGGCGGGAGGACUUCCAGAACAUCAGCGUGCCCGUGCAGGAGGACGGGCCCCACUCUCCCUACUGCAGCCCUGAGAUUUCUCCAGAUCCCAAGCUGGAGCCGAAGACGCUGAAGUGGGCCAUCUCCCAGUUUGCAUCAGUGGAGAGGAUAGUGGGGCAAGAUAAGUACUUCUGUGAGACCUGCCAUCAUUACACUGAGGCGGAGAGAAGCCUCUUAUUCGACAAAACCCCUGAAGUUGUGACCAUUCAUCUCAAGUGCUUCGCAGCAAGCAGCUCAGAGAUUGACCCGUACGCCGGCCUGUCCAAGGUGAACACCCCCCUGCAGACCCCUCUCAGGCUGUCCCUGGAGGAGUGGGGCACCAGGCCCUGCAAGGAGCACUACGAGCUGUUCGCCGUGGUCAUGCACAGCGGGGUCACCAUCAGCAGCGGCCACUACACCGCCUUCAUCAAGAUGAUGGACCUGAAGGAGGUGCAGCUGACGCAGCGGGAGGAGCAGGAGGAGGCGCGGCCCUAUGGCCCCCAGCAGGAGUUCGACGACGGGGAGGUGUCCUUCAACCUCGGCUCGAAACCAAACCAUGCCACCCCCGCCAAAGCGGGCAGCAAGAAGGGCCUCUUGGGAGGGCAGAGGAGCGUCUCCAGCUUUGAACUGGGGACCGGCAAGCAGGCCAACCCAGAGAAGACCUCGAGUACGGCGGCCGACAGCGGGAAGAGCGAGCGGACGGGCAGCGGCGGGGAGGAGGGCACGGUCCAGAAGAGCGGGGAGGAGGGCGCGGUCCAGAAGAGCGGGGAGGAGGGCGCGGUCCAGAAGAGCGGGGAGGAGGGCGCGGUCCAGAAGAGCGGGGAGGAGGGAGCGGUCCGGAAGAGCGGGGAGGAGGGCGCGGUCCAGAAGAGCGGGGAGGAGGGCGCGGUCCAGAAGAGUGGGAACGCUGCCGAGGAGGGGUGCGUGGCGUCUGAGGGGACCUCCUCCGCCCCGGCCCCGGGCAGCCUGCUGGACUAUGAGGGGAAGUGGAUGCUGUUUGAUGACUCGGAAGUGAGGCUCUUUGAUGAGAAGGACUUCCUGACCGCCUGCUCUCCAGAGACCAGCACAACAUCCACCCCCUACCUUCUCUUCUAUAAGAAAGUCUGCCAAGAGUAAAGCACAUCUUACUCUUGUCAGUGCUUUUGGAUAUUUUGUAAUGUGAGAUGGUGAUGUUUAUAGCCCACGCAGGGCAUGAAAUACCUAUUUUGUCAGAUUUGUCCUUUUGCACAUUUUGAGUAGUGCUGCAUUAGUGAUUUAAUUGGGCCCUCAUUUGUACAGCACUUCGGCACUUACGGUUUGUACGAUACUGUAAGGUGGCUAAUGAAAUUGAAAUUCUAUAUUGAAUAUAUUUUCUCAUGUAUCUUUUUUGUUUUAGAUUACUUCAAAUGCAAUAUAUUCUUCUAAGUCUGGUAUUUUCAGCUCCUUACUUUUAGUUAAUAUUUCAGGAUCAUCAUUUCAAUGUCAACACUAAACUACUGCUGUAAAUAAAUUUGUUUUAGAUUUGAACAGUGCUCAUUUACAACUGUAAUAAUACAGAAUGUGCAGCUCAGUACUCCGUACAGGGAUAACUAAACCAGGCGGUAAAUAGUGAUGUUUGUAGUGAAAGGGGGGGGGGGGGGGGUGUGUGUUUGUGUCCUUGUACUUUUAAUGGUAUGAGUAGCUGUUUUACACAGAGAAAGCCGUUUUAUAGUAAUCCUUUUAAAUAAUUCAGGUGAACACAAUGCUUGUCUGCUUGCACAAUCGCAUGCUUCAGAUAAGGAUAAAUUAAUUUAAUUUGGCUAUACAGGUCACAGUACUGGAUAUAUUAGUCACAGUUUUGGUGUAGUGUCAUGAAACCCUACAGAUUCUGUGAUACAACAGUGUGUGAAAUGCAUAACAUUUUUAAUUCUUUAAUUCCAGAAUGCCAGUUCCUGUUACAUGUAACUGUUUAUUGUCCAUGCUUACAUGUAAAUAUGGCUGUCAGUGUUGUGCCCUGCAAUUCCAGGCAUUUCAACUGCAGCAUGCAUAAAUAACCCCUCUCCUAAGGUACAAUUCAGAUCAGCUGAACCAUUUUCACUGGUCCCCAAAAGGAGGAUAAUCCAAUGACUCACUGGCCGGUGUGAUGGGACUUGUGCCUUCAGAUGUGAUUAAAAUGGUGGCUCCUGUA
Conger conger (European conger) is the source of this 3764-nucleotide messenger RNA. RefSeq names its product ubiquitin specific peptidase 1 (gene usp1). Gene Ontology annotation, cellular component: cytosol; nucleus. Gene Ontology annotation, molecular function: cysteine-type endopeptidase activity; cysteine-type deubiquitinase activity. NCBI's taxonomy places the organism in Eukaryota, Metazoa, Chordata, Actinopteri, Anguilliformes, Congridae. The record is from RefSeq and is a predicted model, not a curated record. Gene Ontology annotation, biological process: protein deubiquitination; regulation of DNA repair. The transcript has 9 exons. The coding region runs from base 182 to 2734 and encodes 850 amino acids.